Paramecium sonneborni is the source of this 2591-nucleotide messenger RNA. The record is from the annotation of a GenBank genome assembly. NCBI's taxonomy places the organism in Eukaryota, Ciliophora, Oligohymenophorea, Peniculida, Parameciidae.
AUGUUAAAAUUGAAACCUUCAGAAUCAGCUCCAAAUUCUCUUAAGAUGCCACAUCUAAAAGCAAAAGAUUUAGAUAAAAAAAGUAUAUAAAUACAAGAUAUUCAUUAUAGAUGAGAUGGAUAAGGUGAUUUAACAGUAAUUAGUUAUUGAACCAGAAAUUGUAAAGUUUGCAGGAUUUGAGGUAGGGAAACUAAAUUUACUAAAAAUUCGUGUUAUUAAUAAGUAUCUUUAGCCAUAAAGAAUAUUGAUUAUACCUCCUAAGACUAAUUUCUUUAAUAUAAAAUAUGAUAAGAAAGGAGCCAUAGCUUCUGGAAUGUUUGAAGAAAUUUAUAUUUCUUUUAAGCCAUUUGAAUAUAAGUAAUACUAAGAUUCUUUGAGAAUUAAUACUCAAUUUGAUUCCAUAGUGAUUCCAAUACGUGCAUUUCCAGCAAUUAAUCGAGAUUAUUUAAGAGAUUUAUUUCCUCGUUAUUUAGAUUUUGGAACACUUGAAUUAGGAGAAUAAUUUUCUUAAGUAUUUUUUUAUUGUAAGAUAGAGAUUUCCAAUAUAAAAUAAGGUACCACUUAAUUUUGAUUUUGAAUUCAUCAUAAUUAAAGAUAACAUAGAUUUUAAAAUAAAUCCUUUAAGAGGUACUAUACCUGAUAAGGGAGUAACUGAAAUAGAAAUACUUUAUAGACCUUCAAUUAAUGUAACAGUCUAUAUGGAAGUGGAAUUAAUUGUAGGAUCUGUUGAUUUUGAACCAUUACCUAUUAAAUUAAUGGGAACAGGUAGAUCAUCAAAUGAUAAAAAUCAAAAUAGAAUUAGAAGACCGGUUUCAAUGAGAAAAUUAAACUCAGUGAUUUAAUAGCCAAAACAAAAUUAAAAAAUAAUUCCUAAAGAUUUAUAAUCAUCAUAAGAAAAUAUUGAUGAAUAUUCUAUUCCUGAAUAAUCUCCUUAAGUAAUAUAUGAGGCUACUGGAGGAAAUGAUUAAGUUGAGUAAUUUUAUCCAAUCAUUAAACCAACCACAAAACGAAUUAGACCAUAAAUAAUAGAAAAUGAAGUUUUAGAGAUUAAAUAAGGUGUUUCUCUUUAGGGAAGAUAAGUUAAGGAGAAAUAAUAUCUUGAUCAUUUUAAUUAAAUAGCUAAUUUGGAUAAGGAGAAAGAAAAUAAACUUAAAUAAUUUAUAGGAGAUUCACCUAUUUAAAAGGAAACUAUUUAAGAAAUUAUUAGUCAAAGAGAACAUUUUAAUCAAUAAAUGUUAAAUUAAAUAUUUUAAACUGGAAUUACUAGAUAUUAACUUUAACUUAAUAAUGAUAAUGCUGUAGCGGAUUAAAUUCUACCUAAAUAUGAAUGUUAAUGGGAUUUUGAAAAAAAUGAUGUCAUUAAAAUAAAGAAAAUAGUAAGUUAUUUAUUAUCUAUUAGUUUUGAAACUUAAAAAAUUUAUUUAUGCUGUAACUAGAGUGAUUUAUAGAAUUAGAUUUGAUAAUAGAAUGUCAAAAAUAAGAGCAUUUUUAAAAGGAGCAACAAAACGAUCAGAAGUUGAAAAAUUAGUAAAUUAAGAUUGGUAAAAAGCAGAAUAUGCAGGAGUUGGCAAAAAGGAUUUUGUAUUUAUAAAUAAUAAUUGAAUAAGAUUGCUUUCACUUUUGAAUUUGAAGAAAAUUGUAUAGGAAAAUUUGCACUUCCAGUUCAAUAUUAAGAAACUAAUACUUAUUCAUUUAAAUUUGAUAUAAAUCCAAGAACAGGAUUUGAUGAUUGGGCUCCUAUUGAACAAAUUCCUCAAUCUGAUCAAGAAGUAAUGUAAUAUAAAAAUUGGGAUUACCCUCAAUUAGUAUACCAUCCUCCUUUAUUAUAAUAAGUAGUUUUUAGAGAUGGAGCUGAAGAAGAAAAAGCUGUUAAAGGUAAAAUGGGACCAAUUUAAAAUAUUUUAACUAUUAAUUAAAAACUUGAAGAAACUAUGAAAAUUGUAAUGUAAAAGACUCCAGAAUAUGAAGGAGUUUAAUUGCUACUACCUCAUAAAACUCUUUAAUGCUAUUUACCAUAAGACACAUGUAAUCUUAUUGAAUCAUCAUUUCUAUUAAAUUAUAAAACUAUAUCCAAUAUUGGAUCUGAUUUAGAUAUUGAUGCAUCUAGGAAUGAUUAAAUUAUUAAAUAAGAAAUUAGUAACAGAUAACCAGGAUACAAUAAUUUAAAUUUAUUGUAUGAAUUGAAAAUGGAUUAAUUUUAUUAUUAAGAAAGAAAUAUGCAAUUAGCAUAUGAUUUUGGAUUUGAAGAUUAAAUUGAAUAAUAUUGUGCUCCAUUAAUGCAUGAUAAAGAAAAAGAUGAUUAUAUUACAGAUGACAGUGAUGAAGAAAGACCACCACAACCUAUUGUUGCAGAUUGUAAUGAUUGGUUAGCAAAACUAGAAUAAGAUGAUAAAGCCCUUUAACCAUUUAAAUAAGGGGAAAUUAUAGAUCAAUAAGAAUUACUUAAAAUUAAAAUAGAUACUAAUUUAAUGUAUAUAUACUUAUUUUUAUGAAGGUUCGAAAAAAAUAAAUGGAUUUCUACUGUCCCAUCUAAGACGAAUGACUACAACAAAUUUAUCAUCAAAAAUGAGAAUAAAAUUAUUAUUUUAUGA